Pseudophryne corroboree (corroboree frog) is the source of this 842-nucleotide messenger RNA. It is a transcript of the gene CHMP4C, whose product is annotated as charged multivesicular body protein 4C. Gene Ontology annotation, biological process: late endosome to vacuole transport via multivesicular body sorting pathway; vesicle budding from membrane. Lineage: Eukaryota; Metazoa; Chordata; Amphibia; Anura; Myobatrachidae. The record is from RefSeq and is a predicted model, not a curated record. The transcript is spliced from 5 exons. Bases 84 to 773 code for a protein of 229 amino acids. Gene Ontology annotation, cellular component: ESCRT III complex; multivesicular body; cytoplasmic side of plasma membrane.
UAUAUCCAUUGUGUCGGAAGGAUAUCUUCUAGUAUUGGAUACAUCCCAUUUAACUAGUGCUAGUCAGCAAAUCAGACGGAAAAAUGAGCAAGAUCACCAAAAUGUUCAAGUCGUCUAGUGCUUCCAAAAGCAGGAAAGGGGGUCCGAGUGCUCAGGAGGCUCUAUUUAAACUUCGGGAAACAGAGGAAAUGUUAACUAAAAAACAGGAGUACUUAGAAAAGAAGAUCGAACAGGAACUCGCAAAUGCAAGGAGACACGGAACCAGGAAUAAGACAGCUGCGUUACAAGCAUUGAAGAGAAAGAAAAGAUUGGAGAAGCAGUUAACGCAGAUUGAUGGGACGCUAUCCACCAUUGAAUUCCAGAGAGAAGCACUAGAGAACUCCCACACCAACACAGAGGUUCUGAAAAACAUGGGUUACGCUGCAAAAGCAAUGAAAACAGUCCACCAAAACAUGGAUGUAGAUAAGAUUGAUGAACUGAUGCAGGACAUCCACGAGCAGCAGGAUGUGGCACAAGAAAUAUCCGACGCCAUUUCCCGGCCAGUCGGUUUUGGUGAAGACUUCGAUGAGGAUGAGUUACUGGCAGAAUUAGAAGAGUUGGAACAAGAGGAUCUAGACAAACAUAUGGCCAGCGACAGAUUGCCAAGUGUGCCUUCCACCAAGCUGCCUUCCUCCAAACACCCUUCCGCCAAAUUACCUUCCAGACCAGCAUCAUCCCGGAGAAGGGUGGAGGAUGAAGACGACAUGCAGAUGCUGGCCGCUUGGGCCACUUAACCUGGAACAAUUUUAAUCUUCUAUCAGCUGUACAGAUUUGUACACAGGAUAAUAAACUGUAUAUACACA